AUGGCGAAUAGCAAGUACGAGUAUGUCAAGUCAUUCGAAUUGGAGGACGAAGUCAUGCUUCCUAACUUGAUGGUUGUUCGAAUCGAUGGUCGUGAUUUUUCCAGAUUUGCUCAAGUUCAUGAGUUUGAGAAGCCUAAUCAUGAAGCAGCUCUCGAUCUGAUGAAUUCCUGUUCAGCUGCGGUUUUGGAAGAGUUUCCUGACAUUGUCUUUGCAUAUGGAUACAGUGACGAAUACAGCUUUGUAUUCAAGAAGACAUCAAGAUUCUACCAGAGACGAGCCAAUAAGAUUUUUUCGUUGGUGGCUUCGUUCUUUGCUGCAGUCUAUGUAACAAAAUGGAAAGAGUUCUUUCCCGAAAUAAAUUUGGAAUAUGCUCCUUCCUUCACUUCAAAAGUCGUAACUUGUGCAUCAUCAGAGGUUCUUCAAGCUUAUCUUGCGUGGAGACAACAGGACUGCCACGUCAAUAAUCUGUAUGACACUUGUUUCUGGCUGUUAGUUCAAAGUGGAAAGACCAUAAGUGAAACACAAGAGUUUCUGAAGGAUACACAAAAACAGCAGAAAAAUGAGCUUCUCUUUCAGAAAUUUGAUAUCAACUACAAAACGCUUCCUGAAAUUUUUCGCCAAGGAUCGUGUCUUUUCAAGGCAAAGGUGGAAGAAACUGUAAAGCAUGAUGAGAAUGGCAAUCCUGUGAAAAGAUUGAGGAGAAAGGCUGUUUUUGUACACUCAGAGAAUAUUGCCGGAAGAAGCUUUUGGAAUAACCAACCCUCCCUAUGUCAGGAUCUUGGGAACUUCACGAAAGACAUUCGAAACAUUGAACCAGAUUAUACUAGGUCGUUUCAGUUUGAGAACAAACUGUUACCUUUGACUUGGGUUGUGGUCAGGAUUGAUGGCUGUCAUUUUCACAG
Molecule: messenger RNA, 902 nt
Organism: Microthlaspi erraticum
Lineage: Eukaryota; Viridiplantae; Streptophyta; Magnoliopsida; Brassicales; Brassicaceae
Source: the annotation of a GenBank genome assembly